AUGGUUGGUUUGAAAUGUGGAGCAGAAAGAGCGGGGGCAAACACUCAUCUUAGUUACAUGUUAAUACUAACAUCUCUCUUUUUUUAUAGAACUGGUAUUUCUACCGUAUACCCUAUAUUUGCUACUUAUAAAUCUUUUGAAAGAUAUCAAAAGACUGCUAGUAUUGUUUCUUCUGGAAGCGUAACCAUUGGAGGCAUCCAGGUGCCAAUUGUGUCACUCUUAAAGAGAGCCACAGGAUCAUCGGAACUGUCAGAAUCGAAUGUCCACCAAGAAGAGCUCUUACAGUCUCAUUUGAUAUUAACUCAGAAGUGGUUGGUCUACUGGAUAGUCUUCGCCUCGUAUUCUGCUAUUGAAACUGUUUUACUUUUGAAACUGGCAGUUCCAUUCUACUCGUUUUUGAAGACCAUCUUGUUUGCGUGGAUGGUUGCACCAAUUUUCAUGUCACGUCAAUCCGAUGACUUUGUUUCUCAGGCCAGCUUAACCAGGGAUUGGUUAGAAUUUUCUGAAAAUGGUUGCGGGUAUUGCUACUAUUAUUAUCUCAAGCCUUGGUUGGAAGGAGAAGUUGACUUUUUAUCCAAAUGGGAUUUCAAUCAGAUCAUUGACAAUGCGUUAGGAAACUUCACGAGUGUUAAGCCAUAUGUUUCGUACUAUUUGGGCCAGGGUAACCCAAGCUCAAAGGGCGCUGGUACAUCUGGUACUUCUACGGGUACUAAUAUAUCGUCACUCACUUCCAAAUUGUAUGAUCAUGGCAGUUUUAUCUUGGUAAAUCAAUUCUUUGGCAACCGAACCGAACAACCAAGCACUUCUUCUACCGAUUCUGGUACUUCUAAAGAUGUUCCUCUCAAGCCCUCACUCUCAAGUGAAACUGGAGAAGAUUUUGACUUUGUCGAUAGACCAAAGCAGGAAGAAGUUAUAAAUAGAAAGAAUCCCGAUAAGGUAGAAGGAAAGAAGGGAUGGAUUUGGUAA
This is a messenger RNA of Dujonia railenensis, 966 nucleotides long. The record is from the annotation of a GenBank genome assembly. Lineage: Eukaryota; Fungi; Ascomycota; Pichiomycetes; Serinales; Debaryomycetaceae.